Messenger RNA from Schistosoma guineensis, 555 nucleotides. The record is from the annotation of a GenBank genome assembly. NCBI's taxonomy places the organism in Eukaryota, Metazoa, Platyhelminthes, Trematoda, Strigeidida, Schistosomatidae.
AUGACUGAGUACAAGUUAGUUGUUGUUGGAGCUGGUGGAGUUGGCAAAAGUGCUCUUACUAUCCAGCUUAUUCAGAAUCAUUUUGUUGAGGAAUAUGACCCAACGAUAGAGGACUCUUACAGAAAACAGAUGGUCAUUGAUGGAGAAAUAUGCUUGUUAGAUAUCUUAGAUACCGCUGGGCAAGAGGAAUACAGUGCAAUGCGAGAUCAGUAUAUGCGUACUGGAGAGGGAUUUUUAUGCGUAUUUGCCGUGAACAACUCCAAGAGCUACGAUGAUAUAAAUCAAUAUCGAGAGCAGAUCAAAAGAGUUAAAGAUGCCGACGAAGUUCCUAUGGUUCUUGUCGGAAACAAAGUUGACCUCACGAAUCGCAGUGUUUGUACAGAGGAGGCAAAAUCCUUAGCCCACUCUUAUAAUAUCCCGUAUGUUGAGACCUCCGCCAAGACCAGACAAGGUGUGGAAGAUGCGUUUCAUAAACUUGUCCGGGAGAUCAGAAAAUCUAAAGAGAAGAAGGGAAAAGAUCGUAAAAAGCGCAAACGAAAAUGUUGUAUACAAUAA